Messenger RNA from Bolinopsis microptera, 3271 nucleotides. RefSeq names its product peptidyl-prolyl cis-trans isomerase FKBP8-like. The record is from RefSeq and is a predicted model, not a curated record. Lineage: Eukaryota; Metazoa; Ctenophora; Tentaculata; Lobata; Bolinopsidae. Gene Ontology annotation, cellular component: cytosol; mitochondrial envelope; endomembrane system. Gene Ontology annotation, biological process: negative regulation of apoptotic process; protein folding. The transcript is spliced from 8 exons. Gene Ontology annotation, molecular function: protein binding; protein folding chaperone; peptidyl-prolyl cis-trans isomerase activity. Bases 11 to 2344 code for a protein of 777 amino acids.
UGUAGGUCGGAUGUCCAAGGAUGAUACAAGCAUAUCUGUAUUAACGUCAGAAGAGCAAGAAAAAGAAACAAAACUGCUAGAAGACAUGGAAGGGCCUAGAAUCGAUGUUGCCUUAGAGAAAGAAGAAGAGAAAGCUGCCAGCGACACAGUUUCAGAAUUACAACCUUCUCAUCCUGAAAACCAUCCAACAAACCCCUCAUCAUCUACCAUGGAAUCAUUUACCAUGGUCGCGGAUCAAAACGUAGCUGAGAAACCGCAUGAUGAUGAAAGUGAGGGUGAAGACUUCAAAACACCCAGAUCUGCAUUAUCUCAGGAUGAAGCUGAAACGAAUAUUGUCGAAGAAGUUGCUCCGUCCGCGUCAGAUUCACCGUCUAUAAAUGUCAGUGGAGAAGUGGAGGUUGAAAUAGACCCUUCCAACUUUGAUGAGGAAGUGCCAAGGUCAUCGUCCUCAUUUGAUAUGAUUGGGGAUGAUGAAGUAGAGGACCUUGCUGACGAAGAGCCUGUUCUGCCUGCUUCUCCGGUGCCUGGUGUUAAAUUAGGACAUGACAUUCCUGCAGACUCCAAACAGUUGGCAGACCUUUUCAAGUACAAGCAAGCUGUGAUGCAUCCUGAUGAGUGGUGUCAGUGGUCCACAGCGUCUACCUGCUCUAACGAUACCAUCGCUCAACAGAGGCUGUUCAGUGAGAGUAUUCUGGCUGAAGCAGCUGAUGAUAAUAAAUCAGUCAAAGAUGACAUCGAUGAAUCGAUUGAUGAAGGUACUAAAAUGGUCGAGGAAUCCGUCCCAGAGGCCAACUUCAUUGAAGCAAUUCCUGAAGUUGAAGCUACCGCUGAAGCUGAAACUAGCCCCGUUGCCGAAUCUCCACCUGUUUUCGAAGCUACACCUGUUGCCGAAGCUACACCUGUGGCUGAAGAUGCACCUGUGGUUGAAGCUACCACUGAGGCUGAAACUAGCCCUGAGGCCGAAUCUAUACCUGUAGCUGAAGCUGCCCCUGAGGCCGAAUCUGCACCUUUGGUGGAAGCUGCACCUGUGGCUGAAGCUGCACCUGUGGCUGAAGCUACACCUGUGGCUGAAGCUACACCUGUCAUCGCUGAAGAAUCUCCAACCGGAUUUCUGCCUGAAUCUGAACCUGUACCAAUUGUCGAAUCAGAAACAUUCUCCAUUGUUGAAGCUACACCUUCAACUCCUGCUACCACCGAAGGAGAUGUCAAACCAAUCGAUCCACCUCAGAAAAUUGAAGAAGUCCCGGAAGAAAAGGCUGCAACACCAGCUGAAGUUGCAAAACCAGAGGUCCAGGCCCCAGCUGAUGAAGAGGAGUCUGUGCCCAAUGAGGUGGAGGAGAAGGAAACUACUAAAACAAAUGAAUGGAUAGAAAUACUUGGAAAUGAUUCCCUCAAAAAGAAGAUCAAGAAACACGGAACAGGAGAGAACCUGGAAAAGGGCCAGCAAGUGAGGAUGAAAUACACACUGAUGUUGGCAAAUGGACAGAUGGUGGAUGAGGAUUUGGAGAUCACAUUUCAGCUUGGUGACGGGGAGGUCAUUGACGCAAUCGACCUGACGGCCAACCUGGCUAAAGUAGGAGAAGUGUACGAAGCGCUGGCCAAUGCCCGGUUCGGUUACGGAGUACUCGGCAAACCCCCUCACAUUGGUUCAAACUCCUCACUCCUCAUACUUGUAGAGAUAAUCCAGGCGGAGGAUACUCCUAAAAUCAGCAACAUGUCGGAACUGGAACGUGUUAAUAUUGGUGACCGGAAGAGGAAGAUUGGUAACGAUCAUUUUGCCAGACAAGAUUUCGACAGAGCUUCAAAGAAUUACACAAGUGCGUGUAAGUACUUAGAUCCGCCAAGUUACGAAGUGACGGGAGAGCCUAGUGGUGAAAUGAGGGAUCUGCAAGCUAAGACGUGGUGCAACCUCGCUCUUUCUGAGUUGAAGAAAGGGAACCUAGGAAGCGGAAUCCAGGCAGCUAACAGAGCUUUAGAGGUAGACCCCAAGAACACAAAGGCUCUGUACCGUAAGGGGAAACUUCUCGAACAGAAGGGGGAGCUCGAGGAAGCGGAGAAGGCUCUGAAACUGGCUGUUCAGUUGGAACCUAACAGUGUGGGUUGUAAGCAGUUCCUUAAAGAAUUGACGAAGAAGAUAACAAGUCAGAAGAAAAAAGAGCAACAGAUGUAUAAAAAAAUGUUGAAUUUGGAGGAGGAAAAGACAGAAAAAGAAAAGAAGGUGACUUCCUUUGGUGAACAAGAGACAACUUGGAUGGAGGGUGCAAUACCGAUGGUGGCGGGCGCUGUGACGAUCGGCGCACUUGCUGUGGCUGCUUACAACGGAUUUAGAUCCUUCACCGGAUAAAUCUGUUAUGUUGGGCUAUCAGAGACCAUCUUUGGCAAGAAACUGCAAUUUCCUUUGCACUUAUUUACUAAUUUAUUCAAAUUCUUUUAUGCUUAAAAUGUGAGCGUUGAUUAUUUAUCGUAGAUGUUUAAUAAUAACACUUUAAAUAACUUUUUUCUAAAUGCUGGAAAUCGGUUCAUUUGUCAGAUUCUUUUUGUUACUGUUGUACAUUUUUGACGAUUUGCUAAAAUGAAGAAUCGCUAUUUUUUACAAAAAGGCCUUCAAAUUUAUAUCGAUCCAGAUCUAAGUUUUCCAAUAAGGACUUAGUUUUACAUUUCGUGGAUGUAAGCUGUCUCAAAUUAUAUAAAUCUUGAUUAAAGUACAGGCAAAAUUACUCGUUUUUAUCGCCGAAUUCUCUCAUAUUAUAUCAACUGAUUUGAACUCAGAUUCCAAAACACCCUCAUAUGAGAAAAUAUUAGAAUGCGUGCUUCUCGAGUUUUGGGGAAAAUUGAACACGCGUCCUCAUCACUCAUGCCCAUAUUAUGUUUUGGUAAAACUAGAUGUUUCGGUAAGGACCAUGGUCAGGGAACAUGUUCGAGGCUUUGGGAUCUCACAGUGAGAUUCUCACUUAAUGUAAAUCUCAUAAUGUAAAAUGUAAAUCACGUUAAUUAAAGUUUGAAAAUACAAUUCCACAGUUAACUGUAUUGAACUUGAAGUUGAAAAUGUGCGCUCAUAAUUUAAUAACCAACCAGAAUAAUGUCCAUCCACGUAAUGUCCGCCCAAAUUAAGUCCGAUAAGGAAGUCUGAAUGCAGUUAUCUGAUUCUUAGUGCUUCACAGGUGUUAAUAUUCCGGCUUAUUUGUGAGAUUGUUUUUGUUACUGUUGUGAUUCUUCGAUAAUUCGGAAAAAGAAAACCUCUGUUUUCUGUAAUAAUUAAUUUUUUAAACCA